Molecule: messenger RNA, 2610 nt
Organism: Cornus florida
Lineage: Eukaryota; Viridiplantae; Streptophyta; Magnoliopsida; Cornales; Cornaceae
Product: SPX domain-containing membrane protein At4g22990-like
Exons: 12
Coding region: 376-2472 (698 amino acids)
Biological process (GO): transmembrane phosphate ion transport from cytosol to vacuole
Cellular component (GO): plant-type vacuole membrane
Molecular function (GO): transmembrane transporter activity
Source: RefSeq, a predicted model, not a curated record
UCCAAACAAACGGAAUCCGCAGGAACUCUUCGAGCAUAUCAGAACUCGCGCCCUCCAUACCCCUCUCUCUCUCUCUCUCUAUAUAUAUGUAUAUCUAUAUAUAUAAACGUAUAUGUAUAUAAACCACAUAAAUUGUACAUGUAUACGCACCAACCAAAUCAAUCAAAGUCGAGAGUGAAGGAUAACUUAUCGUUUUUGUUACUUUGAACGGUGAAUUUCAUAUAUUUGUUUCGGAGAUCCAAUUUCUUUAUUCAGACAAUUCCGGCUUAUGUAGAUUCAUAUACGAACACAAUUCUCUGUUGUUGAUUGUUAUAUUGAUACAAGCCUCAGAACAAAUAGAGAAUUCGGAAUCUCCACUUCGUUUACUCAGGAAAGAUGGUUGCCUUUGGGAAAAAGUUGAAGGACAGACAAAUUCAAGAAUGGCAAGGUUACUACAUCAACUACAAAUUAAUGAAGAAGAAAGUUAGACAGUAUGGUCGUCAAAUUGAAGUUGGAGCACUCGAUCGCCGACAAGUUCUCAAGGAUUUUUCAAAAAUGCUGGAUAACCAGAUUGAAAAGAUUGUCCUUUUUAUGUUGGAGCAACAAGGGCUACUUGCAAGCAGGAUAGCCAUGCUUGCAGAACAACAGGAUUCUCUUCAAGUGCAGCCCGACAUAUCAAAAAUAUCUGAUCUACGAGUAGCUUAUAGAGCAGUGGGGCAAGAUCUUCUAAAGCUUCUUUUUUUUGUUGAGAUCAAUGCUAUUGGUCUGCGUAAGAUAUUGAAGAAGUUUGACAAACGGUUUGGCUAUAGAUUCACUGAUUACUAUGUCAAAACUCGUGCUAAUCAUCCUUAUUCUCAGCUGCAGCAAGUUUUCAAGCAUGUGGGAUUAUGGGCAGUUGUGGGAGCCAUCUCUCGCAAUCUUGCUGAUCUUCAGGACCGUCAGGGAAGCUACCUAUCAAUUUAUGACCAACCUGCUCUUCCCCUCCAGGAUCCUGUUGUUGAUUUAAUAAAAGCGGCUGUAGACAGAUUAACCCACUCAACAAACUUCCUUCACUUUUUGGCGCAACAUGCACUUAUUAUGCAAGAAGAGUUGCCUGCUCCUAUUGAGGAACAAGUUGAUGAGGAGAGAUACCAUUUUGUGUCGCUUCUUUUGAACUUAGUAAAUACAUUUCUUUAUAUGGUCAACACAUAUAUUAUUGUUCCAACAGCAGAUGACUACUCUAUGAGCCUUGGAGCUGCAGCAACAGUUUGUGGGGUAGUUAUCGGUGCAAUGGCUGUUGCACAGGUGUUUUCGUCGGUGUAUUUCAGUGCUUGGUCCAAUAAAUCAUAUUACAGACCUCUAAUAUUUAGCAGUAUAGUUCUUUUCGUGGGAAAUACCUUAUAUGCAUUGGCUUAUGAUCUUAAUUCGAUAUGGGUUCUUCUAAUUGGCCGUCUCUUUUGUGGAUUCGGUUCUGCUAGAGCUGUAAACCGGCGUUAUAUUAGCGAUUGUGUACCACUUAAAAUUCGCAUGCAGGCUUCAGCAGGUUUUGUUAGUGCCAGUGCUCUUGGAAUGGCAUGUGGCCCUGCACUUGCUGGCUUACUUCAAACUAAUUUUAAGAUCUAUAAGAUCACAAUAAAUCAAGACACGUUGCCUGGCUGGGUUAUGGCUGUUGCAUGGCUAAUUUAUUUGAUGUGGUUGUGGAUCUCAUUUAAAGAACCUUCUCGUGAGACUCAGGAGACUCAUAUGCCACAAGGCUCGAAUGCUGAAUCAGUACAGAAUGAUAGACUAGAGAAAGGUCUUGCACAACCGUUACUUCUAAGUUCAGAGGACAACCAAAAAGACGAAGAUGAUGACCAAGAAUGUGAUGAAAGUGAAGAAGCUCCCGAGGAAUCUCGUGGACCGGCCACUUCUAUAGGAUCAGCAUAUAGAUUACUUACACCAUCUGUGAAGGUUCAAUUGCUGAUUUACUUCAUGCUUAAAUAUGCAAUGGAGAUUUUACUCUCAGAAUCCAGCGUAAUUACAACAUACUAUUUUGAAUGGUCUACGAGUGGAGUGGCAAUUUUUCUUUUUUGCCUUGGACUAACAGUUCUUCCUGUGAACAUAGUUGUUGGAAGCUACAUUAGCAACAUGUUUGAAGACAGGCAAAUAUUACUGGCAUCUGAAAUUAUGGUUUUCGUGGGCAUACUCCUGAGUUUCAACAUAUUCAUUCAAUAUUCUGUGCCACAAUAUGUCUGCUCAGGGCUCAUAAUGUUUGUAUCGGCGGAAGUACUAGAAGGUGUCAACUUGUCACUCCUCUCCCGGGUCAUGUCAUCCAGGCUUUCUCGUGGAACCUACAAUGGCGGACUGCUUUCAACUGAAGCUGGGACGAUUGCUCGAGUGAUUGCAGAUGCCACGAUAACUUUGGCUGGGUACUUGGGUGAUAGCAAGCUCUUGAAUGCCACUUUACUGCCUUCACUCUUAAUUUGCGUAUCCUCCAUCAUUGCCACCUGCUGUACUUACAAUUCUCUGUACUGAUUCAAUCUGUUGUACUGAUAAAAUGUCUCCAAGUUCUCUCUCUUAUCCUCCUGGGAAAAAAAAAACGAAAAAAGAAAAAGAAAAGAAAGAAAACUCUCGAUUUUUUAUUUAUUAAUAUAAUUUUCAAUUUUUUAGAAA